AUGGAAGAACUCAGUUUUCGCCUGGCGAGGCUCAGUGAUUUUGAUGAGAUUGUAAGUUUAUCCAAAGGAAUUUAUAAAGGGCACGACUACCUACCUAUUGAGUUUCACAAAUGGAUGAAGAUGGAAAACAUGGCAAUCAUGUUGGUUCUUUCUGGUGACAAAAUAGUUGGUUCAAGAGCCGCUUAUAUUAUAGAUGACGGGAAGACGUACAUUAGAAGAGCUGGGCGCGUCCUUCCAGAGUUCCGUAAACAAGGAAUCAGCCAAAAGCUCUCGGAUGCAUUGGAUGAAUAUGUGCGCUUUAGCUUCCCAACUGUUGAGCGAAUGCGUUUCGUGUCAAAAUAUAACAAAUUUAGCGACAGUUUGAGAUUAAAGAAAAUUCUACAAUUUGAAGUCUUGUCCUAUGACAUUGACGAAGAGGAGUACCGUGAAUCCCAAACAUGGAAUGAAGAAUCAACUGAGAUUGCCACUUGUACUAAAGAUUACAUUUCAAAUGUUUUGUUUUCUAGUCGUGUGGUCGAACAAUUGUUUCCAGACAAUAUUCUCCUGUAUGAUCGAGUGCCAGUCGAGCCUUGUAGUUCAAACUUUGAGCAUAUUGUGCAAGAGUUUGACAGUCUCACAUUUUGCACAGAGAAGAACCCAGCCAGCUCUUCGCCUAAAUCAUUCAGCUUCGGCGGUGUCGCUCAAAGAGUUGAAUAUGUUCACUGGACAACUUAUAUUUACACCAGAGACGUGAGCCUGUACAAAGAGCAUUUGAUGUUCCAAUUCAAACUUGCUUGCAAAUCUAUCAAAAGUCGUUUCAUAUUCGUAUCAUCAGUAAUGAGUGAAAGUAUGAGCGCGCAGGGAAGGAGUUUGAUGGAAGAGAAAUUGCAUCUGAAAGUGUCAGACAAUAUCAGCGAGAAGAGAUUGAAUAUGUAUGAGUUGGAUUUAGUACAACAGAACGUCACUGAAAUUUAG
Pocillopora meandrina is the source of this 954-nucleotide messenger RNA. The record is from the annotation of a GenBank genome assembly. Lineage: Eukaryota; Metazoa; Cnidaria; Anthozoa; Scleractinia; Pocilloporidae.